Messenger RNA from Triticum aestivum (bread wheat), 2818 nucleotides. RefSeq names its product tyrosine decarboxylase-like. Lineage: Eukaryota; Viridiplantae; Streptophyta; Magnoliopsida; Poales; Poaceae. The record is from RefSeq and is a predicted model, not a curated record. Gene Ontology annotation, biological process: carboxylic acid metabolic process; amino acid metabolic process. Gene Ontology annotation, molecular function: pyridoxal phosphate binding; carboxy-lyase activity. The transcript has a single exon. Gene Ontology annotation, cellular component: cytoplasm. The coding region runs from base 953 to 2545 and encodes 530 amino acids.
UCCGUGCCUCCUAGUCCAUGGCUGCGAAGGUCGUGCCACGAGACCAUCACAUCGACCUGUUGGAUGUGUUUGACGCGUCAGAUCUAAAGCUAGUGCCAGCACACGGCUACGCGGGUACUGCCGAUGACAGAGCAGCGGUGCUGAAGGAUGUGCCAGCCUCGGGCGAGGUGGCCAUGAACAGUGCACUAGCAUUGUUGGUCAUCAUACCCAGUGCGCCAGCUGAAAACUCUUGUCCUAACCUAUACUGGCCGGGCUCCGCAGCGACAAACUUGCGUCAUGACCUUAUUGAACGUGUUGUCUACCUGCUGUUGUGUUGGUCCUCAUUGGCUGGUCACAGUAACCAAGAUGAAAAUCCUUGUCCGAGUCAUCUCCUGCCGGACGAGACGACGAUGUCGUGAGGAUGUUUAUCCCUCAUGAAGGCGUUGUAGCGGGAUGAAGUCGAUUUAGUCAUAGGUGUUUAUUUUCAUACCAUGUAAUGGUUCGGUCAUAACUGCCAAAUUAUGAUGGUAAACAAUAUCAAAUCUAUAACUAUACAUCCAUCAUUGGUUAUACUUUCACAAUCCAUUUAUUCAAUAUUGUAACUGUUGAUAUCUUCUUUGAUAUAUUUGGUCAAACUUAAAAAAAAAUUGAACGGCUUUAUACUCCAUCUAUUUUAGGGCGGAGAGAGUAAUAAAAAUGACUGUGUGCACAAUUGAUGCCGAGGGUUUUAUCCGUCUUUUCGAAAAAAUUCUAAAAGCAUGCGUGAAAUGUGAACGUGUGAACCCACACUGUAUCCACCCUAGAAAAAACCGUGUUCAUAGUACUAGCACUGAAAGCCGUUGCCCCGGCGCAUCUCAGUUUCUAUAAAUAGAAACCGGGGCUGCACGGCAAUUGGCACCAGUCCACAUUGCCAAAGCAAUCAUCAGUGUAUCAGCGCGUAGGGCCAUUAACAAACUCGAGUGCAUCUUCACAUAUGGCCCCACCUGCGCAAUGCUUGGACACGGUCACCGGUGCAACCGGCCAGAAUGGCACCGUGCCAGUGAUAGGGCACACGCCGGAGAAGAAGAUGCAAAGCCCCAACCUGCUUGACGCCGACGAGUUCCGGCGCCAGGGUCACCAGGUAAUCGACUUCAUAGCCGAGUACUAUGGCGGCAUGGGUGACUACCCCGUGCACCCCAGCGUCACCCCCGGCUUCCUCCGCAACCGGCUUCCCUCGGAGGCGCCGUCCCGUCCGGAGCCGGACGCGUUCAGCUCCGCGCUCAAGGACGUCCGCGACAUCAUCCUCCCAGGCAUGACGCACUGGCAGAGCCCCCGCCACUUCGCGCACUUCCCGGCGUCGAGCAGCACCGUUGGCGCCCUCAGGGAGGCGCUCACCGCGGGCAUCAACGUGGUCCCCUUCACGUGGGCCGCUUCGCCGGCCGCCGCUGAGCUCGAGAUGGUGGUGGUGGAUUGGCUCGGCAAGGCACUGCACCUUCCGGAGAGCCUCCUCUUCGCCGGAGGCGGAGGGGGCACGAUUCUUGGCACCUCGUGCGAGGCCAUACUCUGCACUCUCGUCGCUGCAAGGGACCGGAAGCUCGCUGAGAUCGGCGAGAGCAGGAUCUGCGACCUCGUCGUCUACUGCUCGGACCAGACCCACUUCGCCUUCCGCAAGGCAGCACGCAUUGCCGGCAUCAAGCGUGACCACUGCCGCGCGAUACACACGUGCCACGGGGACAUGUUCGCGCUGUCGCCCACAGAACUGCAGGCCGCCAUGCAGGCCGACGUGGAUGCCGGGCUUGUGCCCCUGUUCUUGUGCGCCACGAUCGGGACGACCCAGACCACUGCCGUCGACCCCAUCGGCGAGCUCUGCGCCGUGACUGCGCCGCACGGAGUGUGGGUCCACGUGGACGCGGCAUACGCCGGCUCCGCGCUGGUCUGCCCGGAGUUCACCUACGUGAUAGACGGCGUGGAGGCCGUGGACUCGUUCAGCAUGAACGCCCACAAGUGGCUCCUCACCAACAACGACUGCUGCGCCAUGUGGGUGAAGAAGCCGAGCGCACUGGUGGCGGCGCUCGGGACCGAGCAGGAGUACAUCCUCAAGGACGCCGCGUCGGAGGGCCACGACGUGGUGGACUACAAGGACUGGAACAUGACGCUGACACGCCGGUUCCGCGCGCUCAAGAUGUGGCUCGUGCUCCGCUGCUACGGCAUCCAGGGCCUGCGCGACCACAUCCGCUCCCACGUGCGCAUGGCCGAGGCGUUCGAGGAAAUGGUGAGAGCUGACGAGAGGUUUGAGGUUGUGACUGACAGGACGUUCGCGCUGGUGUGCUUCCGGCUUCGCCCGCAGGACAAGUUCGGCGGUGAGAAGACGGCCAACGACCUCAACCGAGGCCUCCUGGAGGAGGUGAACGCGGUCACGUCCGGCCCCUACAUGAGCGCCGCAAACGUAGGCGGUAUGUUCAUGCUAAGGUGUGCCGUGGGGAGCACGCUCACGGAGGAGCACCAUGUCGACGAUGCAUGGAAGGUUGUGCAGGAUCGGGCCUCGGUGAUCCUUCGUAAGAUGGAGAUCAUCUACACCUCUAAGUAACCUACGAACUUGCAGAAGAUGAACUUUGGUUCAAGGCUCACCUCAAUAAUUAGGCGGGCCACCGAAUCAUGCAUGAGGAUUGUACUUCGCGAAUAGAGCUGCCCAUGUAUCUCGUGUAAUGUACUACUACUUGCUUUUGUUACGUCUGUAUUUGAAACUAUUGUCUACAUUUUUUACCCUUUUCACUAAAGGUUGCAUAAUAAUUGAGAUGUAAGGUGAUAUACACCUAUUUCGACGGUUAUAUACAUAAAGUGAUCAUAUAUUGUUUGUAUA